AUUCCUUUCUCCUGCCUUCAGCUGAACUGGGCACAGCCGAGCCUUCCUCGCAGGGGACCCCAACUGCCUUCCGUGUCCUGCAGAGCCAGCUCUGUGAAGAAGAUGGCAAACUUCUGGGAUUUACCCGAAGACAUCUUGGUGGAGGUGCUGUCUCUGGUCCCCACAAAGGAACUCAUUUGCAGCUGCCGGCUGGUUUGCUUGCAGUGGCGGGAGCUGGUGGACUCACUGCUUCUGUGGAAACUCAAAUACCGGCACAACUGCAAAGAUCUCAACAAGGGCAUCAAGGAUGCCUACUACUUAUUUUGCCACUUGGAGAAGAACUUAAUCAAAAACCCGUGUGGAGAAGAGGGCUUGGAUUUCUGGGAAAUUGAGACACCUUCCGAAGGUGAGUGGAAAGUUGAAGUGAUUGCUGGACUUGGAAAAACGAAGGUCCGAACAACCGACUUUCUGAUGAAGAAUUCUGAAGUGGAAUACAAGGCCCAACAUCAGGUCAACAAAUGUUUCGCUACAUAUAAUGGACUCUGCAUCAAGUCCCAGCGCAUCACCUUGAAGGACCACGGCUACUGGGACCAGCUGAUGGAUGAGUCCAGACCAGACAUUAACGUGACAGAUUGGUUUUACUCCACCCCUGGCAAUGAGUACCAGCUCACUGUGAAGCUACUGGCAGAAGACUUCACAACUCUCAAAGAACAUUCUUUCACAAAUGGAUACGGAGGGCAUCGCAGAUCGGGAAAAUGGCAUCGGGUUACACACACCUUCUUCUGCCCGCCUGGAGUCCGCCACAUUCUUUUUCAACACCAAGGCAAAAACAUGACAGGGGAGCCAUUCAAACACCGCAUGAAAACCACCAAAAGUAGCAUUACCAUCUCCUCAAGUUAUUACGAGGACAACUACACUGAUUGCUAUUUUCAAGACUACUAUGGUGACAGCGAUGAUGAUUAUGAUGAACAUUGGGCCAUGAGUGACAGCUUUGCUGAUUACGACAAUGGCUUCUGGUAAAAGGUCUCCUUAUGGGAUGCCUUCCAUCAUUUCUGUACACACUUCCCCCAACUGCCUCGAAAUGCGUACUGCAGUUUAUAUCCCAGCUCCGGAUAUUGUGAAUACAGAAACAUCUGAAGAAACCUGCUGGAUCAGACCAGUCAGUGUCCAAUCAGAUGCCUACAGAAUCCCGUAAGUAGGUCAGGAGGUCCAAAUAACUCUUUAGAGAGAAAGAUUGCUUAUAUGUGCCUUUGUGAUAUAACAUCGGACCUGCAGUGUCCCUGCGCCUCUUGCCCAGAAAGAACCAGAAUUCCAAGCCAGGCUCCUUUGUUCUGAAGCUUUAUCACUCAUCUGUUCCUUUAAGAGAUUAAGACUCUCCACUCCUACAUGUAGUUACCAGGUUAAUCCUCUUCAUGGCCCUUGCGCUUUGCCGUUAUCAGUACUGUGUAAUCACUGAUAUUUA
Messenger RNA from Varanus komodoensis (Komodo dragon), 1441 nucleotides. RefSeq names its product F-box only protein 44-like. Lineage: Eukaryota; Metazoa; Chordata; Lepidosauria; Squamata; Varanidae. The coding region runs from base 103 to 999 and encodes 298 amino acids. The record is from RefSeq and is a predicted model, not a curated record. The transcript is spliced from 6 exons. Gene Ontology annotation, molecular function: protein binding; ubiquitin protein ligase activity. Gene Ontology annotation, biological process: SCF-dependent proteasomal ubiquitin-dependent protein catabolic process; glycoprotein catabolic process. Gene Ontology annotation, cellular component: SCF ubiquitin ligase complex; cytoplasm.